Molecule: messenger RNA, 2318 nt
Organism: Striga asiatica
Lineage: Eukaryota; Viridiplantae; Streptophyta; Magnoliopsida; Lamiales; Orobanchaceae
Source: the annotation of a GenBank genome assembly
AGAUCACAACACAUACUGACUGUGCCCUGUGCCACUCGCUUUCUCUCUCUUCCUAUACACACACCAUUUGUCACGCGCACACCAUUAUACAAUCGAUUUCUUGUACGUAUUCGCCGGCGCAAGCGCAAAUCGGAAGCAAUCAUCCGUCACAUCGCUGCCCCGAAUUUGGAGGGUUCCGAUUAAUUUAACGGCUAAAACCUUUGGUGUCUGUGUCUUUGUCUGUGGGUGGCUUGCUGCGAUUACAUGGGGAGUUACGGUAAUGGGGAUUUGGAGCCGCAGAAGCUGACGUCACCCCUUUCGUACAAGGCUAAGAGGCGGCCUUCCGCGGCGGCCAUAUCCCGUACCGGCUCGGAAAUGGAUGACAUCAUCACGCUGAUGCAUGGGUCCGAUCCCGUACGCGUCGAGCUGACUCGACUCGAGAACGAGGUUCGAGAGAAGGAUAGAGAACUGGGAGGGGCACAUGCAGAAAUAAAAGCAUUGAAGUACUCAGAACGCCUGAAACAGAAGGCCGUUGAAGAGCUUACUGAUGAGUUGAAGAAAGUAGACGAGAAGUUGAAAGCGACAGAAUCUCAACUUGAAAGCAAGAAUCUUGAAAUUAAGAAAAUACAUGAGGAGAAAAAGGCAGCCUUGGCUGCACAAUUUGCUGCUGAGGCCACACUUAGAAGGGUGCAUAGUGCCCAGAAAGAUGACGAGAUGCCCCCAAUCGAGGCCAUCAUCACGCCUCUGGAGGCCGAGCUGAAACUAACGCGGACUGAGGUGGCAAAGCUACAGGAGGAUAAUAAAGCACUCGAUCGGCUCACUAAAUCGAAAGAGGCCGCUCUCUUGGAAGCCGAACGCACGGUUCAGAUGGCUCUAGCAAAAGCAUCAAUGAUUGAUGAUUUGCAGAACAAAAACCAAGAGCUGGGAAAACAGAUCGAGAUAUGCCAGGAGGAGAAUAAAAUAUUGGACAAAAUGCAUAGACAAAAGGUUUCGGAAGUUGAGAAGCUAGCGCAAACAGUUAGGGAGCUCGAGGAGGCUGUUUUGGCUGGAGGUGCUGCAGCAAACGCUGUUCGUGAAUACCAAAGAAAAGUUCAAGAAAUAAAUGAAGAGAAAAGAAUUCUAGACCGUGAGUUGGCUCGUGCUAAGAUAUCGGCAAAUCGUGUGGCUGUCGUCGUGGCAAAUGAUUGGAAAGAUGCCAGCGACAAAGUUAUGCCAGUAAAGCAGUGGCUUGAGGAAAGGAAAUUCUAUCAGGGAGAAAUGCAACAACUGAAGGAUAAGCUGGCAAUUGCAGAGCGUGCAGCCAAGGCGGAAGCACAAAUGAAGGAAAAAUUCCAAUUACGCUUUAAAGUUUUGGAGGAAAGGGUCAAAGGGUAUCCCAAUGGCACUAACCGUGCUUCGUCACAAGGAAGAAGCAUGAGUAACGGGAGAUCACGUAGACAGUCACAAGGAGGAUCGGGAAAUUUCUCCACACCACCUUCAAAUGGAUUUCUGUCCAUGAAAACGAUAAUUUCAGGGUCACCCCGGAUAAGUAGUCCAAAUCACGUGAAAAAAUUUCCGACCUCAUUCAACGGUGAUAGGGCACUGACUAAUGGCGAAAAGGUAGCUCCAGAGAGAGAAAAUAAUGAUAGGGAGCCUUCUCAUGGGAAGGAGAGCCAAAAUGGUAAUGGAGUAACUAAGCCAUUUGCAAAUGGGAACGGGUGUGUUUUGACUGAUAAGUUGAAAACUGAAAAUGAAGACUGUGUUUCGGGCUUGUUGUACGACAUGCUGCAGAAAGAUGUCAUAUUACUGCGUAAAGCAUGCCAUGAGAAAGAUCAAAGCUUGAAGGACAAAGAUGACGCUAUUGAGAUGUUGUCGAAAAAGGUUGAUAUGUUGAGUAAAGCAAUGGAAGUUGAGGCCAAGAAGAUGCGGCGAGAAGUAGCCAACAUGGAGAAAGAACUUAGUGCCGCGCGCAAUGGUAAAGAGCAAGACCAAAGAACCCGUCGUUCUAGUGCUUCUAGAGGGGCUGUUAUAAGGAAUGGGAAGUACCCUUGAGUUGUGACUGGGAUACGAGUAAUGUGACAUGAAAACGUCAAAGAUGGUUUUACAGGCGUGCAUAUUUUUUGGAAGAAUAGAGUAUUGUAACUUGUAAAGAACUAUAUAGAUCACACAUUUGGUAUCCAUCUUGUUGUAUAUCUGUAAGCACUGUAAAGUGAUUAUGAUUUAUAUAAUGGUAAUUGGAACUUGACCUACUCGAGCAAGGUAUUUGGGAGUUGGGAUCCUAUAGAUUUUUUGUUAUGUUACUGACUGUGAUUGUUUUAUAAUGCAUCAUGUGGAGCAUGUGUUAAAAUAUGGAUUUUGUU